AUGGAAGAGGACAAACAAAACGUAAAGCAAAGCGUCAGCAGGUUUCUGCACACAGAAAGCUUAUAUGAAAUGCUGCCCCCUUCAGGCAAAGUGCUAGUUUUAGACAAAGAUUUAUGCUUAUUAGAUGUUAUCGAGCUAAGUUUGGGCCAUCGUCAAGAUGUCGCUCUCAUAUGAGAUCCUGAAAACUUGAAUUUCGUAGGAGUUGUGACUGACCGUGAUUUAUUAGAAAUCAUAAUUUCUCAAUACAGUGAAGACGAUAUGGAGCUUGAAGAGCUGCAGAUCAUUACCAAAUUAAAAUUAUGCCAUUUCCUAUUGAUUUUUCUAAUAAAAUUAUAUAAAAAUAUCAGUUAAAUUUACUAUAAAAUACUAUAAAAACACUUUCAGUAUGAAGAGAAGAAACUUCACAGUCAGGCUUUAUCGCAGUCACCAGUGACGAUAACUUAUUAAGCGCGACUCAGCUUCUAAAAAACAACCAUUUACACAGAAUUCCUAUAAUAGAGCCAAAGCAAAACUUAGUCCUCGGAAUUUUGAGCAUGGAAGCAGUCUUAAGAUUUUUUGUGGAAAAUUAUGUGGCUGACUCAACUUUAUUUGAUUUGCCAUUAAAAGAGUUCAAUAUUGGGACAACGCAGAACAUUACCACGAUUUCUUCAGACGCUACUUUAAUUCAAGCUUUAAGAGUCAUGGCAAACAAUAAAUUGUCCUCUUUACCAUUAUUAGACGAAACAAACAGGGUCGCUGGGGUGUUAUUUUUGUCUGAUAUCCCACAGAUUAUUAGGUCUGGGAAUUAUUUGACACCUCAGACUUCUAUAUUAACAGUCCUUGGAGAGAUAUGCUUUUUAAAAAAAAAAUAAAAAAAAUUAAUUUUAUUUAAAAAAAUAAUUUAUUUAUAAAAAAAUAGGAUAAAUAAUGAAAGUGAGGACUAUGGACUGUCUAGAUUUGGAAUAAUUACUGAAGACGACACCAUGAAAACAAUGAUACAAAAACUUGCAGCGUCUCAUGAGAGGAAACUUUAUAAGCUGAAUGAUAAUCGACUAGAAAUGAUUAUCACUGAGUCAGAUUUAUUUGGGUAUUUCAUAUAA
Molecule: messenger RNA, 1079 nt
Organism: Blepharisma stoltei
Lineage: Eukaryota; Ciliophora; Heterotrichea; Heterotrichida; Blepharismidae
Source: the annotation of a GenBank genome assembly